Molecule: messenger RNA, 918 nt
Organism: Frieseomelitta varia
Lineage: Eukaryota; Metazoa; Arthropoda; Insecta; Hymenoptera; Apidae
Product: UPF0602 protein C4orf47 homolog
Exons: 4
Coding region: 1-918 (305 amino acids)
Cellular component (GO): centrosome
Source: RefSeq, a predicted model, not a curated record
AUGGAACGUAUGGGCAAACAAUUUGGAAAAACGGAUCUCGACAGAAUUGGGUAUUUCCACGACCCGUCACCGGCGCCCUUUGACAGGUAUCGAGGAACUCCGGUGAAGUCUCGCGACGCUGUCGAAAGGGAACGUCAAAUGCUCGCGGGGCCAUCGGGCGAUCUGUUCGAGGAGAAAUUCGCACGAAUUUUCUACGGGGAGGCACUGCACGAGCCGUGGCGCUUCGAAGCGAAAGAACGGCUGGAACGCGAAAAGGCGAAGAUCGGCGGAGUUCUGCUGCCGCCGUCUCCCGCGAAGAAGCAUUCGACGCCUGGCGACUACUACGGAUGCUUCGAGAAGGUCACUUAUUUCGAACCUGCUGCGUUGAAGGAACGCAGGCGAGGGACACGGACGCCUGAACUUCCGAACGUGAAGAUCAAACCGAAUCCACGCGGUGGUCCAGGAUACGCCGACAUCUGUCUGAGCCCCUUCCCCUCGCACAACCACGAUCCUUACGAUCCACCGAGGAAACACGCAGCGCCAGCAGCUCGAUUUCUCAACGCGAGCACGUCGCUCGAUUAUUUCCCGCCAAAUCCCUACGUGGACAAGGAUCUCGCACCUACUUACAAACGGCCGAUCGAUCGCGCGCCUAGAAUGAUAGGCCCCGCCGCGUUUUACGUGCCAUUCCCAAAGAAACCCGGUGGAAAUCACUCGGGCUGCUUCGACAAAUUUCCAUUGUAUUCCGGCGACCCGUACGACGAACGAACGAGAAAGAAAAUGGAAAAGAAGCCGAUCGGCGUAUUUGUCAGCGGGGGACCACCACGACGAGCCAAGUAUACCACCAGCGUCAUUGAUCAAGUAACCAGGGUAUCUUGCAACGCGACGAAUUACAUAGAUUACAAGCCACAAGUUUAUCCUUUGAACGAACAACGGAUGUAA